UGGAACCACCAAUCUAUGGGAUGGGACGACCUAAAUCUACUUAUGCUUUCUACUUUGUCAAGAUCCGCUCAUUUGAGGAUCCUCAGUUGAGAGAAAAGUUCAUGGAUGCUCAAAAUAAGUUCGAGAAAGAGAUCCAAGCUCGCAGCAAAAUUAUCGAGGCUGUAAGAGCCAAGAAGAUGGAACGCUCAACUAUAAUCUCGGAGCUAAAGCCAUUGACAGCUCAGAACAAACGUUAUAAUGAAGUUGUGGCGGAGAAAUUGAAGGAGAUGGAACUGCCUCAAAACCGUUUAGGCAUGUUUCUUAAAAACGACGAUAUGCAGGCACAGCGAGCAGGUUUUUGCUCUUCUGUUGAAGAGCUUGAGCAAACGAUCAAGAUGUCGAAUGACCGCAUAGCUCAUAAGAGUAUAUCUUUACGUGAGGAGAAAUGUCUGGCCAAUGAAAUUAAGAACCUUGAAAAAAACAUAUCAAAGGUCAUUUAUAACUCUACUAUUCGAGCUAAGCUCCAAGAUACAGUGGACGGAAAUGAGAUCAGACAGGACCAAGUUAGAAUCAUUGAUGGAACAAGGAAGGAGCAGCAAGCAGUCAGAUCUAAGAUUAAGGGCCUAGAGGAUGAGUUAAGAGUUGUUGACACCGAGAUUGCAUCAAUUCAAGAAGAUUUAGAUGCAGCAACUGCUAGAAAGGACAAGGCAUAUGAGUCAUUGGUGGAACUGAGAACAGUGCAUGAUGCGAAAAACGCGUCCUUAAUUGAAAACUGCUGUGUUUUGGAUAAAGCUAGAGAUUAUGCUUCGAGGAGAUUGGUGGCAGAGCUGGGAGCGCUCCACGAGGCUGAGGUUGACAAGUUCAUGGCUCAAUGGUGUAACAGCAAGGCUUUCAGAGAGGACUAUGAGAAGAGGACCAUUUCCUCUCUCAUUGUCCGGCAGCUGGACAGAGAUGGCCGAAUGAGGAUUCCUGAUUAUUGAAAUUGGAUGAGAAAUUGCUAGAGAGUAGAGAAUUCAAUAACUCCAUAGGGAUGAAAACAGUGUAGGAAAAUAGGGACAUAAAAUGAUUUUUUUAACAAUAAAGGGAAAGGAUAUAGGACGAGAUAAAAUGCACUGCACUGCAUAAAGAUAUUGGAUGUUUACUUCCUUCAGACCGUGAAGGAAUUUCCUUCUACGAAAUUUGGUUCCAAUUUUUUUAA
This is a messenger RNA of Sorghum bicolor (sorghum), 1177 nucleotides long. Its product is annotated as proton pump-interactor BIP103. NCBI's taxonomy places the organism in Eukaryota, Viridiplantae, Streptophyta, Magnoliopsida, Poales, Poaceae. The transcript is spliced from 6 exons. The record is from RefSeq and is a predicted model, not a curated record. The coding region runs from base 21 to 959 and encodes 312 amino acids.